AUGGGAAAUUUCCUUUCGAACUGUCGUCCCUCUCCACGCCACCGUCCCCCACCUGGCCCUCGCCCGCUGGUGUCCCCCGCCCGCGAUGCUGCCCCUCCUGGCCGGGCCCACCCCGCUGCCCUGGCGCCUGCCCUCCGCCCUGGUCGCAGGCUGUUCCACCACAAGCCUAUACCAGCUGGCUUUCUCAUGGCACCCAGGAAGCGGUAUCCAAUCCAGCAGGCCACCUGCUACCCCCUGGGGAUCCUCCCUGUGGUGCACUGGAGGGACCCUCCGAAGAAGCCCGUGCUGUCCUCACAGAAUUCUAGGAUGGUCGGGCCCUCCAGAGGCGUCAGGAUCCCUCCUCUAAGACGCACACGCACUGGCCUGCCUGCGCCACCGGAGCAGGCAGUCAAGGCUGGGAGCAUCCCAGGCUCAGUGACGCCCGGGAAGGAGGUGCAGGGUGAGAAGCCUUCAGAUGUCCCCUCAAGGAGCUCCCCUCCACCAGUCUCUCCCAGCAAGAGGCCCUGCAAACGGAAACUCGCCAUGCCACUCUUGCUGCCCCUGCCGCCACCACUGCUGCCGCCACUACCGCUGCCACUGCGACUGCUCUGGGGCCGAGGGGAGCUGCCCCCACCUCCCAAGCUUCCUUGCAUAGCUGUUGCCAAAAAGCCGGAGACCUUGGAGAAGAACACUGAGUGUCAGCAGAACGAGAGCUUGGAGGACCCAACAGAGGUCGUGGCCGAAUGCAGUGCCACUCAGCCCGCCCCUUCCUUCUCCCCACCUGCCUCGGAGUCGGCAGACCCCCUGCCCCUGGGCGCUCACACUGUGCAGGCCCCUGCUCCUCUCACCAGCGUGGCUGACCGCUCUGCCGGAACUCAGAUCCUGUCUGUCCCUCCACCCUCCCUGACCCCAAAUAUUGAUCAGGAAACAAGACACAGUGUCCCGAACUCUCGUCCUGCUGUUCCUGCUGGUUCUCUUCCUCCUUUUAGAUCCAGUGCCUUUGUGGGAAUUCCAUUUAAUGGUAACGGAGGCCCUCUUCAUUCAGUCAUCGUUAUGGCAUUUCCUACUUCUGGCCUCCACUCACCUCCCAGCACCUCAACCUUCUCCUUCCAAGCGCCCUCCUGCCAGAAAGAAGCUCGGACACCCAGGUGUGCAGCUUCUCCCCCUCCUUUCCUCUCACCCAGCCCUCUUCCACUCUCUUCCACCAACACUCCUGUCUCCACCCGCCAGCUCCCCCCUUCUGUGGCAGUCCCCUCCACAGUCACAGCCACAGCCUCUGCAGGUCCGACCUCCCAGGCUACUUCAGAUCCUGGUGUCGUUGACAUGGACACCACUCCCCCUUCCCAGGCUGUCAUUUUCAGGUCUCCCACAGGCUCUGCAAACCUCAAGCCUGCCCUUGACGCUGAAGCUAUGGACACCACGCCUCCUUCCAAGGCUGCCAUCUUCCAGUCCCCCACAUCUCCACCGAGAACCGCUUCCCAUCUUCCAUGA
Molecule: messenger RNA, 1470 nt
Organism: Diceros bicornis minor
Lineage: Eukaryota; Metazoa; Chordata; Mammalia; Perissodactyla; Rhinocerotidae
Product: nuclear pore-associated protein 1-like
Exons: 1
Coding region: 1-1470 (489 amino acids)
Source: RefSeq, a predicted model, not a curated record